AUGAAUGAGAAUUUCUAUGGUGUAUUAGAAACAAGAAACAUCGAUAGAGUUCAGGUUGGAGAUCUUGAGUACCAAACAUGGUAUGGGAACUCUCUAUACUUUGGUAAUGAUUGCAAAACUUUGGGGUACAAAUACCUGCACCUUGAUAGUCGGUUAAAGAAAGUGGUGAAGAAACAACCCAGCGAUAUUUGGCUAGACAAAUUGUAUGUUUGUGGGCACUGUUUUAAAUACACUGAUGAAUCAGAAUCAAUGGAAGAACACCGCCAGUGUUGCAAAUAUGCCACAAAACAACCAGGAAGAGUCAAGUACAAAGACUCUCAGUACACUAUAAGAAAAGUGAAAGGUUCCAGACAUGAAUUGUUCACUCAAUGCUUAUGCCUAUUUGCCAAACUAUUCCUUGAUAGCAAAUCUAUCUUCUUCUCCGUGGAAAAUUUUGAUUUCUAUGUGGUGUAUGGUGAAGUAGAUGGCCGUCCAACUCCAAUGGGGUAUUUCUCCAAAGAGAUACUACAGUGUUUUGAUGAGAACAACCUAGGAUGUAUCUGUGUUUUCCCCCCUUAUCAAAAUAGAAAGUUAGGUACUUUGCUAAUUUCAUUUUCUUAUGAACUUUCAAGGUACCAAGGAAUCAUAUCUGGCCCAGAACAUCCGCUAUCAACGUUUGGUAAAGUCAGUUAUAUUAAUUUUUGGAGCAAGUAUCUUGCCCACGAGUUUCUAUAUGGACGCUUCAGAUAUAUUGAAAAUAUAACCAUUGACGAAAUAGCAAGAUACACUGGGUUUAGACAAGAGGAUGUGGUGACAGCUCUUGAAAGUAUGCAUGCGCUUCGGAAAGUGCCGUUACAAGAUAGUCCCGGGGACAGCAAUAAAUUCCUGCUACUUGUGCUGAAGACAGCGAUGGAACAAUGGGUCACUGGGAAAAAUGUUAAUUUGGAACUGCUACGAAUAUUUGACGACCACGCGGUGAUAUUUGAAUGA
Saccharomycopsis crataegensis is the source of this 969-nucleotide messenger RNA. RefSeq names its product histone acetyltransferase (gene SAS2). Lineage: Eukaryota; Fungi; Ascomycota; Saccharomycetes; Ascoideales; Saccharomycopsidaceae. Gene Ontology annotation, cellular component: chromatin; MSL complex. The transcript has a single exon. Gene Ontology annotation, molecular function: transcription coregulator activity; histone H4K16 acetyltransferase activity. The record is from RefSeq and is a predicted model, not a curated record. The coding region runs from base 1 to 969 and encodes 322 amino acids. Gene Ontology annotation, biological process: positive regulation of transcription by RNA polymerase II; negative regulation of DNA-templated transcription.